This is a messenger RNA of Trichoplusia ni (cabbage looper), 2955 nucleotides long. Its product is annotated as glutamate receptor ionotropic, kainate 2. Bases 256 to 2934 code for a protein of 892 amino acids. NCBI's taxonomy places the organism in Eukaryota, Metazoa, Arthropoda, Insecta, Lepidoptera, Noctuidae. Gene Ontology annotation, molecular function: glutamate-gated receptor activity. Gene Ontology annotation, biological process: monoatomic ion transport. Gene Ontology annotation, cellular component: postsynaptic membrane; plasma membrane. The record is from RefSeq and is a predicted model, not a curated record. The transcript has 20 exons.
CUCAUAACGAAAGCCACCGGUCGCUUGGCUGAAUACCGAAUGCUGAUGUGAAAUUACCAAAAAAAAAACGGAAUGCAUUCGGUUCCCGCGAAAAUAGUGACAUUUUAAUAUUUUUUUGUGGUCGUUUUUAAAAUGGAGGAUAGAUUAGUGUAAUUAAUUGUGUAUUUGUGUGGUCUGUGUUGGCAGAUUGGUUAAGCAGUAGCUUGGAUUCUUAAAUGGUGGUGAAGACUGGUGAAGGGCUGAUGAUGAGGCACGAUGAGGCGAUGCUGGCGCUGGAUCGUGCUCAUGCUGAAUGCGGUCGCCGCUCUGUCUCCUGUCGUUAAGAUUGGGGCAGUGUUCACGGAAGACGCGAGAGGGGGGAGCACAGAAUUGGCCUUCAAAUACGCUGUCUACAGGAUCAAUAAAGAGAGGAGUCUUUUGCCCAAUAGUACACUUGUCUAUGAUAUCCAGUACACCUCGGCGAGGGACACGUUUAAGACUUAUAAAAAAGCGUGUGCACAGAUCCAGUCAGGGGCGGUAGCGUUAUUCAGUGGCGUGGGCCCACUGUUGGGCAACACUCUAGACCACAUGUGCUCGGGUUUGCACGCACCACACUUAACCGUUGGACCUUAUGUACAUGAUAAUAGGAAUCACUCGUUCACAAUAAACCUGUACCCUCCACGGGAUAUCAUCACGAAGGCAUUCACAGAGUUUCUCAGUUUUCUCAACUGGACCAGAAUGGGAGUCAUAUAUGAAGACUACGGAUAUGGGGAGCUAAACAUUUUAGACAUAGCUAAGGAUGGGCGCGACAUGUACGCUAUCAGAUGCCACGACGCUAAAGAGUACAGACGUUCUCUCGCUCAGCUGAAAGCUCAGAAUAUAGAACAUAUAAUAGUGGACACGGAUCCAAAGAGAGUCAGGCAAUUGGCCAGAGCGAUUCUACAACUACAGAUGAACAACGAAAACUAUCAUUAUGUGUUCACAUCGUUUGACUUUGAACUAUUCGACAUGGAAGACUUUUACUAUAACAGAGUGAAUAUGAGUGGAUGGAGGCUAGUGGACAGGGAUUCUGAUAAGGUGAAGGAGUCCCUUCAGGUUAUGGAGAAGUUCCAUCCAAUAGGAGCUUCUAUACUUAGCGGGGGACAUAUUAAGACAGAACCAGCCCUCCUAUAUGAUGCUGUCCAGGUGUUGUCCCAAGCCCUGGCCAUCACGGAGGACAUUAGGCCCGGGAAUGUCUCCUGUGACAAGGAUACACCUUGGACCCACGGGAAAGCGCUAUACGAUAAUAUUAAUUCGAUCCAGGCGCACGGUCUGACGGGCCCCAUCAGCUUCAGGGCGGGCGUCCGCGCGGACGUGGCGCUGCAGCUGGUGCGGCUGCGCGGCGGCGAGCGCGGCGGGCCCGCGCUGGCCGGCCGCUGGGGCGCGCGCGAGGGCCUCGUGCUCACCGACCCUGCCGCCUACACCAGGGACCCGCCGCCUAAUGUCACGCUCACUGUCGUUACUGUUGAGGAGAAGCCCUACGUGAUGGUAAAAGAAGGCUGGAAUCUCCAAGGCAACGCUCGUUUCGAAGGCUUCUGCAUCGACCUGCUUGCCCGGGUGGCCGCCAGGGCCGGCUUCCACUACCGGCUACGACUUGUCCCGGACAAUAUGUACGGGGCACGGGAUCCCGAUACCGGGCAUUGGAAUGGCAUCGUCAGAGAGCUCAUGGAUAGGAAAGCAGAUAUAGCCGUAGCGUCCAUGACCAUAAACUACGCCCGGGAGGCUGUCAUAGACUUCACGAAGCCUUUCAUGAAUCUCGGCAUUGGAAUACUUUUUAAGGUACCGACCUCCCAGCCGACCCGUCUCUUCAGCUUCCUGAACCCGCUCGCGAUAGAGAUCUGGUUGUACGUGCUGGCUGCCUACAUCCUGGUCUCCUUCACACUCUUCGUGAUGGCCAGGUUUUCGCCUUACGAAUGGUCAACCAGCACCCACAUAUGCGGUCACGAGACCAAACUCCUGACGAACCAGUUCAGCGUGUGCAACUCGUUCUGGUUCAUCACGGGGACGUUCCUGAGACAGGGAUCCGGGUUGAAUCCUAAGGCGACGUCGACCCGCAUAGUGGGCGGUAUCUGGUGGUUCUUCACGCUGAUCAUCCUGUCGUCGUACACGGCGAACCUGGCCGCCUUCCUCACGGUGGAGCGCACAGUGUUGCCCAUACAGAGCGCCGCCGACCUCGCCGCGCAGUCCGCCAUACACUACGGGACCCUGAACGGAGGGUCGACUAUGUCUUUCUUCAGGGACUCAAAAAUAGAUAUCUAUCAGAAGAUGUGGGUCCACAUGUCGAGCGCGUCCCCACCGGCGCUGGUCUCCUCCUACGAGGAGGGAGUGAGGAGGGUCCUGGCUGGAAACUACGCCUUCCUCAUGGAGUCCACCAUGCUAGACCACAGGGUCCAGAGGGACUGUAACCUGACGCAAAUUGGGGGGCUAUUGGAUUCGAAGGGUUACGGCAUAGCCACUUGGAAAGGCAGUCCGUGGAGAGACAAGAUAUCCCUUGCUAUACUAGAAUUACAAGAAAAGGGGGUCAUACAAAUAUUGUAUGACAAAUGGUGGAAGAACACGGGAGAUGUGUGCAACAGAGACGGGAAGGAUAGUAAAGCUAAUCCUCUGGGAGUACAAAAUAUUGGCGGUGUAUUCGUGACGCUACUAUGCGGCCUAGCUUUAGCGAUAGUGGUAGCCAUCCUGGAGUUCUGUUGGAACACCAAGAAGAACGCGACACAGGGACGACAGUCACUCUGCAGUGAGAUGGGACAGGAGUUGAGGACCGCGAUGCGGGGCGGUUCCUCCAGCAGGACAGUCCUGCGGCCGGGCUGCUCGCGGUGCUCACCAGCCACGCACGUACCACCAGCGGCCUCGAGAUACGAGGUUAGGCAGUCGCGCAGCAGCAGUGUGGAGCUGAAGGAGCUCCGCUGGUCGUAGCGGCUGCGCGGGCGCGGCCCC